AUGUCACCGGCCUCAGUAGCAGCAGCGGCCGCUACUUCCGUUGGAGCAGGUACGACAACGGCGAUGAAGUCCUUACCUCGGAAGCCACCGUCUGCCAAACAGCCCCAGCCGGAACCGCCUGGCGUCCAUAAGCAGUCGAUGACCAGCGCAAGCACGCAUGCAACGGCAUCCAGUGCUGCUGAAUCUCGUCCAAGCAAGCUGGCUUCGAGCCCUAAAAUUGCCCUGACCGCCACCAGGGGACCCGGUGCCAGCGCAGAGGUCCUCUCGCUCGCUGGCGUCGACGCCCGACGGAGGAGCAACAGUCUCGCGGGCAGCAGCACCACCAGCAGCAUAGCAACCACGUCAGCCUUCGUGGAUGACACCUCCCAGCAAGCGAGUGUGGUGCCUGCCAUCGACGACGUGGUGCCCGAUGUGCAAUUCAGGCAUGGGGAUUGGGUCUGUCCGUCGUACAAUUGUUCCUACCACAAUUUUGCCAGAAACUCGACUUGUAACCAGUGUGGCACGCACAAGCCCCUGGGCCUUGCUGCAUCGUCGUCGUCGUCGUCGUCGUCUGUAGGAGGAGCAGGAGGAACUCAAGCAUUGCUCAAGACGAGAAACAGCGACGGGCAGCUCCUUGUCGACGGCUCCGUCAAGCGGUGCUUGCCCCCUAGCAAUUUGCCUCCGCGCCUGAGGAAGCUCGUCGAGAUGGAUUCGGCCAAAAGUGCCGCGCUUGCAGCCGUCGAGCAGCAGCAGCAACAGCAGCAGCAACAGCAGCAACAACAACCUCUGCUGGUCUCGACACCACCGUCGGUUACUGUUGAGGACGGCUACUUUCAACAGCCGUUGAGGGCGCCGACGAGGUCUACACACUUGUCUGUCUCUCCGUCGGCCGCCGUUUUUCGACCGUCGUCGUCGUCUUCCUCAUCGUCAUCGUCUCUGUCGCUCCCGUCGACGCUGAUUGACGAAUCCAAGGCCGGUUUCACCUCGGCGCCCGUCACGCCGUCGCAUGCUCCAUCCCACGUCACUGCAGCAGCGGCGGCCAUCGCGGCAGCAGCAGCAGCAGCGGCAGCGGCAGCGGCACAGUCAGCUUCCGGCACCCUUUCCGCGUCUUCGUCUUCGUCGACGAGGACAGCGACGCCGUGGUCCAGCACCACGCCCGGCUACAUGGCUCCAACGCACUCGACGUUCAUGCACCUCUACCAGCGAGGCAUCGACAUUGGCGCGGGGGCCAACCCAAAGCCACCGCUGGCCAACGGUCAAGGUCCGCCGAUCAAGAACACGGGAAACGUGGGGCCGAUGCAACCCCAGCCGGGCGACUGGUGGUGCUGCCUCUGCGGCUUCACCAAUUGGAGGAGGCGACGGUACUGCAUGAAGUGCUUUCCCUGCGCGGACCAGGACCCGCACUCGACGGCCAUCAAGGCGAGCAUCUGCCUGGCCAAUUACCUCGCAGCAGCACCGCCCAACUCGCCCAUGCUGCUCCACCUCCAGCAGCAAGCCGCGCUGGGAUGCGCCAGCAACGGCAGCGGCGCCAGCACGCCGACGUACACGUCCAUGCCAGCGCCAAUGCUCCAGGCACCGGCCCCAGCUCCGGUCCCAAGUCCCGCCGCCAACGGUGCUGCGGCUUUUGCUGCUGCUUCUGCUGCCCCACCGAUGACGCACAGUCACAGCCAGCUGUCUUCGUCGUCGAGCAGCCUCUCCACUCCCUCGUCGGUACCCGUGUCGAUGCCGUCCGGGACGGGUGAGGUAGACGGCUUCCCCUUCUACUCUUUCCCGGCCUUUGACCAGCACCAGCCUCAGUCUCUGGCUCAUCGUCAGCACCAAGACUAUCACAGUGCACCGACUGGUCUCGCUAUCAACAGGGUCCGCUCCAGGCCGCAGCUGCCCACCUCUCUCUCGUCCGCGACGGUACACCAACAGCAGCUGCAGCAUGGCACUGCAAAAACGCGGUCCUACGACGGUAGCACGCUGGCACGGUCCUCGCCAGACCCAUUCGCACCUCCUGUCAAAAUUCCUUCGAUUCACCUUGGCGAUGGUGGAGUGCUGGCACCCACGAGCAAUGACAGGGAGAUCUGGAACAGCAGCUUCGUGCCAACGUCGAUGCCCAUCAGCAUCCCAAACAAUCUCUCGACGUCACCGUGGCCAACGCUUUCCUCAUCCUCGUCGCCGAUGCCCUCGCCUCGCGUCUCGUCGCGACCCGAGGAACGGCCACCGUCGUCACUCACCAUCGGCGCGACGAAGCAGGCGCUGCGCGGCCAAGGCGAAGACGAAGACGACGCGUUUGCUCACAUUCAUUGUAGCGAGACGGAGGAGGACACCGAAAGCUCCAGCGCAGCCCUCUGGCGGAAUGCACCGAUCGGGACCGUACCCAAGCGAAAAUCAUCGCCACCUCGAAGUAUAAAGGCGCAAGCUUGCUCCUCGUCAGCCACGGCUUCCACAUCGUCGUCAGCGGCUUCCUCUUCUUCGCAGGUGUUCAAGACUGCGCUCCAAUCUCCAUGGACAUCCGUCUUUGUCCCGCGCAACCCCACUCGGCUGCCUCCGUCUCCCUCGACUGCUACGCCUACGGCUCGGACAGCCUCUACGCCUUCUCUUCAGGACACUUCAAACCACUUUACUCGCAUCUCCAUCCAGGACGCCUCCAGUGACUGA
Messenger RNA from Acaromyces ingoldii, 2625 nucleotides. RefSeq lists its product as hypothetical. The coding region runs from base 1 to 2625 and encodes 874 amino acids. The record is from RefSeq and is a predicted model, not a curated record. The transcript is spliced from 5 exons. NCBI's taxonomy places the organism in Eukaryota, Fungi, Basidiomycota, Exobasidiomycetes, Exobasidiales, Cryptobasidiaceae.